AUGAACACCAAAGAUUUUGUAGUUAUUCCAUGGGGAAAGCCUGGAAAUUCUGUAAAGCUAAAAUACAAAAAUGUUCAAGAACUUCGAAUGGAGAAAGUACAGUUAGAAUUGGAGAACCAAGAAAUGGAAAAGAAAUUACAAGAAUUCCAAUCAACAAGGAAAAAAGAAGAGACAAAGUCAAGUGGAUAUCAUUGGAAAUCUGGAAAAGUGAGCAAAUUGGGUUAUCAAUCACCUGUGAUGUCACAAAAUAAGGGAAAUGCCAUUAAGCUUUCUACAGGAAAAGUGAAAUUAAAAUUACUGAAGCAGCAGAUUCAAGAACCAGUGAAACAACCAGCUAAGUAUAUAAUGGAAGAUUCCUCUGGAAGUGAAAAACCCAAGAUAAAAGGGAAGAUUUGUGGACAGUGUGAGAACAGAUCUGCUCUACUAGUAUGCCUUGAAUGUGGUGAAGAUUAUUGUUCAGGAUGCUUUGCUAAAAUCCACCAGAAGGGGGCACUGAAGCUCCACAGAACAACACUUUUGCAGGCAAAAUCUCAGAUAUUAUCCAGUGUGUUGGAUGUUGCUCAUCGAUUUAUAAAGGAAGUUAAUCCAGAUGAACCCAAAGUGGGAAAUAAUUCUAUAAAAGACACGAGUAAAAGUCAUCAGAAAUCCAAGUCUCUAGUCCUGCAGGGGAGCAACUCUGAGGUAGAAAUUACAACAAAAAGAGCUGAGUGCACAAAUCCGAGAGAUAGGCUCUUGUGUGAAGGGUCAUUCGAUGAAGAAGCUUCUGCCCAGUCCUUUCAGGAAGUGUUAAGUCAAUGGAGAACUGGAGAUCCUGAUGAUAAGACGAGACAGAACUUAAAUGCAGCAAAACCAGAUUCAUUGGAAGAAUGUGAAGUACAAACUACUCUAAAAAUUUGGAGAGAACCACUUAAUAUUGAAUUUAAAGAAGAUAGUCUAUCCUAUAUGGAAAAAUUAUGGCUCAAAAAGCACAGGAGAACUCCACAAGACCAGCAAAACACACUUCCGGAUACAAUCCUACAUCCAUGUGGAACCUCUAGUGAAGCAGAGUGCUCUCGGAAUGAAAAUGAUGAAGAUAGCGAUGAUGUUGAAGAGAAUGAAGUACAACACUCAACUUUUUUUUUGCCAGCGGAAGAAGAAAACCUAGAGAGAGCUGAAUCCUCUCUAAAGAUAAUAGAGUUGGAUGAUACUUAUGAAGAGGAACUUGAAGAACCAGGAGACAUUGUGCCUUACAAAGUUGAGUUAGCUAAUUCAGACAGUCAACCAAGUUGUACGUUUCAUGAUUAUCAGCAGAAUAGGUUUCCACAUGAAAAUGACAUCCAUCAAAAUCAUGUUUUCAACGAGGAGAAAACAGACCUCUUAAAUCUUGGUCUGAAAAACAACUCCAUGUAUUGUGAAGAUAACCUAAAAGCAGGAACUUCAUAUGUAGAUUUUGACAACAUUAUGGAUCCUGAUGUUUAUUAUCUCAACAUCGGAAAAAUAGGGGAAAACAGCUCUUUUAAAGGAAAUUUCAAAGACAAACAGAUAGAUACAGAAAGUAACCAAAAGUCUGAUGAUUCCUGUACAUCUCUUAAGAGGAAGGAUUCCUUGACAAAUAUAGAUUUAGAUAAACCUUCUGUUGAGGAGAAAUUAUCUCAACACAUCAAAGAAUCCUUGGAAUCUAGCAAUCUUCAUGAAAGACCAAACUCUUCUAAAACUACAGAAUCACCACUGUUGUUACAAGAAAUAGCCCUCAGAAGUAAACCUAUAACUGAACCAUAUCAAGGACUUGAGAAAUUCUUUACUUUUGAUAAAAAUGAAAAACUCAACUUAAUUCCUUCUUAUAGUUUAGAAUGCAACCAUUCCAGUACUAGGAUUACACUUGCAGGAGAUAGAGAAUGGAUCCCAGAAAGUAGCUUAAGUGUACAUGCUAAUAAUGCAGUUGCCUGUGGUCUUGUGCAGAGUUUCCAGUCUCUUUCAUCAAGUGUAUACAAGCAAAAAAAGGGCCAGAAGUCACAGAGACCUUCAACAGCAAAUUUACCACUUUCCAACUCUGUUAAAAACAGCUCCAACUGCCUUUCAUCCUCUCAGCCUCGACCAAGAAGUGCAGCUGUUCGAUCAUUAUCUAGAGCUGCUUCGGAAAUUUUAGAAAUUGAAUAUAUUGAUAUUACUGGCCAGAAUGAACCUUUCUUAGAUAACACAGCUGAUCAACAAACUUUAGAGAGUUUGGAAAAAGAAUUAGAUGUGCUGAGAAAUCAUGCAGAUCCUUCAGAAAAGCUUUACAGCCUAACCUCAGAAGAGUUACCAGCCUUCAACAAUCAUUCUCUGAGUAUAAGUCAGACUUCCACAGAAUCCCUUGGAAAGAGCUCACAGAUGUGGGAUCCCUGUGGAGUUGAAGAAUUAAGCUCUUAUGGAAAAGAUACUGAAAUGCAAUCUUUGCUGCCACUUUCUGAGAGCAGUACAGAUGAGGAGGAAGAUUUCCUUGACAAGCAACAUGUCAUCACACUACCGUGGUCAAAGAGUAUUUAA
This is a messenger RNA of Marmota flaviventris (yellow-bellied marmot), 2505 nucleotides long. It is a transcript of the gene Zbbx, whose product is annotated as zinc finger B-box domain containing. Lineage: Eukaryota; Metazoa; Chordata; Mammalia; Rodentia; Sciuridae. The record is from RefSeq and is a predicted model, not a curated record.